This is a messenger RNA of Candidula unifasciata, 561 nucleotides long. Lineage: Eukaryota; Metazoa; Mollusca; Gastropoda; Stylommatophora; Geomitridae. The record is from the annotation of a GenBank genome assembly.
AUGCCACUUUCUCACAGCCAGAAUUUUGAAGGCUUUGUAUAUGGAGGCUUUGGGUGUUCAAGCAUUCAAAGUCUGUGCCAGAAGCGUAAGAUGGACAUACAUGAGGGAAGACCAUUGGAAGACAGGGAUAACAGGGACAUGAAGACUGAUCACCAUGGAAACAGCCCCAAGCGUCAGUGCCAGAGGGUGUCGUCUGAAUGUCAGUCUUUUGAAUGUCAUCAGAAUGGCGGCCUUGGUGAAGAUGUCAACAUGGAGGAGGAGAGAGCUGAUGUGUCACAGAAUGACUCUCCUCUCAGCAUUGACCAAUCAGUUUCCAGCUGUUGUCAGCAAGGAGUCUCAGAAUCACCCUCUUCAAUGGAAGCAGACAGUCUACCAACAUUUGAAUCUCACUUACAGAGUCACACAGCCAAUGCAGUGUCCUCUCCACAGAAUAUAACACCAGGAACAGAUAGGAGAGGUCUGAAACAAAGUCCGGUGUCAGGUCGACUGUUCUGUCAUUGCUCGGCAUCCUGGCGAGGAAUGUAUGGAUUAGACAUUGGAUAUAUUACAGAUUACUAUUGA